GCACACCGCACCGUUAUCUUCUCCCCGAUACGGGACUUCACAGCCAGCUGGUCCCCCCCAGGAGUCCACACCCCGAGACCUGAAACAUGUUCCUCAGCUUUGUGUCCGUCGUGUUUGUGCUCAGCGCUGCAGUCAGAGGAACGACGACAGCGACAGGAACGAGCACUGAGUCACCCAACGCUCGUGCAGUUUCUGACACCACUAUAACUCCAACCUCAGGUUCUAGUAGCAGCAUCACAACGAGCGCUUUAACACCUCCACCAUCAUCCACCACAGAGCACUUCACAGCCUCAGGAUCUAGUUCUACUCCAGAAAAAGGCACAACAGAAUCUACAACUAUGAAACCUUCGACCUCUACUGCAGAGAUGACCUCAUCUCAGUCCAGCACAGAGUCCAGGACAGCUGCAGGAGCAGACAGCAGCACCAUUACUGCAACUAGUAAAUUCACCACCAGCAGCCCAACUGGCUCCCCAUCGGCUCCAACCAGUGGUACAACUCCCCCACCUGCUUCAAGCCCUUCUACAAGUACAACAAUCACACACACCAGCAACAGCCCAACAAGUGCAACUCCAAAAACCUCUACAACACAAACAGUCUCUACUAACACCUCGCCUGAGACCACACCCUCAUCCUCCACCAUCACCACAGAUGGACCCACACCCUCCUCACCUACCGCCAUCUCCACCACUAGUUCUCUCCCUACAAGCACCUCCCCAGGCAGUAGCACCACUUUAGAUACCACCACCCUUAGUCCCUCAACAACGACCUCAGGAGAAAUGACGACAGCAGCCAUCACACAUGAUGUCACCAGUGAUGGAGGAAUGAGCACUGACACACCCACCACUCCUGCAGUUUCUCACAUGACUGUAACUCCAACCUCAGGAUCAAGCAGCAGCAUCACAACCAGCACCUUAACAGCUCCACCAUCAUCCACCACAGAGCACUUCACAGCUUCAGUAUCUGCUACUACAGAAAGUAGCACAACAGAAUCUACAACGAUGAAACCUUCCACCACUCCUGCAAGCCCUCAAACCACUGUAACCACAGUCACCACCAGCAGUCCAACUGACUCCCCAUCAGCUCCAACCAGCGGUACAACUACCACACCUGCUCCAAAUACACCGACUACACACACAACCUCCGACACAACUGCAAGUACACCGACUGCACAGAUGACAACCGAUGCAAAUGCAAGUACACAGACUGCACCUGCAUCCCCCGACACAACUGCAAGCUCACAGACUGCACUUUCAAUCACCAAUGCAACUGCAAGUACAGCAACACCACAUGCACCCACUGACACUACUGCAAGUACACCGACUGCACUGAUGACAACUGAUGCAAACACAAGUACACAGACUGCACCUGCAUCCCCCGACACAACUGCAGGCUCACAGACUGCACACUCAACCAUUGACACAACUGCAAGCACAGCAACACCACAUGCACCCACUGACACUACCGCAAGUACACAGACUGCACAGAUGACAACCGAUGCAAAUGCAAGUACACAGACUGCACAGAUGACAACCGAUGCAAAUGCAAGUACACAGACUGCACCUGCAUCCCCCGACACAACUGCAGGCUCACAGACUGCACACUCAACCAUUGACACAACUGCAAGUACAGCAACAUCACAUGCACCCACUGACACCACUGCAAGUACAUCGACUGCACUGAUGACAACUGAUGCAAAUGCAAGUACACAGACUGCACCUGCAUCCCCCGACACAACUGCAAGCUCACAGACUGCACUUUCAAUCACCAAUGCAACUGCAAGUACAGCAACACCACAUGCACCCACUGACACUACUGCAAGUACACCGACUGCACUGAUGACAACUGAUGCAAACACAAGUACACAGACUGCACCUGCAUCCCCCGACACAACUGCAGGCUCACAGACUGCACACUCAACCAUUGACACAACUGCAAGCACAGCAACACCACAUGCACCCACUGACACUACCGCAAGUACACAGACUGCACAGAUGACAACCGAUGCAAAUGCAAGUACACAGACUGCACAGAUGACAACCGAUGCAAAUGCAAGUACACAGACUGCACCUGCAUCCCCCGACACAACUGCAGGCUCACAGACUGCACACUCAACCAUUGACACAACUGCAAGUACAGCAACAUCACAUGCACCCACUGACACCACUGCAAGUACAUCGACUGCACUGAUGACAACUGAUGCAAAUGCAAGUACACAGACUGCACCUGCAUCCCCCGACACAACUGCAAGCUCACAGACUGCACUCUCGACCACCAAUGCAACUGCAAGUACAGCAACACCACAUGCACCCACUGACACUACUGCAAGUACAUCGACUGCACUGAUGACAUCCGUUGCAAACACAAGUACACAGACUGCACCUGCAUCCCCCGACACAACUGCAGGCUCACAGACUGCACACUCAACCACUGACAUAAUUGCAAUCACAGCAACACCACAUGCACCCACUGACACUACAGCAAAUACAUCGACUGCACAGAUGACAACCGAUGCAAACACAGGUACACAGACUGCGCACACCAGCAGCAGCCCAGCAAAUGCAAGUACAGUGACUCCAGAAACCUCUACAUCUGUACUUACUACAACUGCACUAACAACCUCUACUAACACCUCGCCUGAGACCACCACCACACCCUCAUCCUCCACCAUCAGCACAAUCACAACAGCUGGACCCACACCCUCCUCACCUACCUCCAUCUCCACCGCCAGUUCUCUCCCUACAAGCACCUCCCCAGGCAAUAGCACCACUUUAGUUACCACCACCCUUAGUCCCUCAACAACGACCUCAGGAGGAAUGACGACAGCAGCCAUCACACAUGAUGUCACCAGUGACGGAGGAAUGAGCACUGACACACCCACUACUCCUGCAGUUUCUGACACCACUGUAGCUCCAACUUUAACUCCAAGCAGCGGCAUCACAACCAGCACCUUAACAGCUCCACCACCAUCCACCACAGAGCACUUCACAGCUUCAGUAUCUGCUACUACAGAAAGUAGCACAACAGAAUCUACAACGAUGAAACCUUCCACCACUCCUGCAAGCCCUCAAACCACUGUAACCACAGUCACCACCAGCAGUCCAACUGACUCCCCAUCAGCUCCAACCAGCGGUACAACUACCACACCUGCUCCAAGUACACCGACUACACACACAACCACCGGCACAACUGCAAGUUCAACCGCUGCACACACAACCAACACAAUUACAAGUACCCCGAGUACCACUGCACAUACCAGCAGCAGCCCAGCAAGUACAACUACAGUGACUCCAGAAACCUCUACAUCUGUGCUUACUACAACUGCACUAACAACCUCUACUAACACCUCGCAUGAGACCACCACCACAACCUCAUCCUCCACUAUCACCACAAUCACAACAGCUGGACCCACACCCUCCUCACCUACCUCCAUCUCCACCGCCAGUUCUCUCCCUACGAGCACCUCCCCAGGCAGUAGCACCACUUUAGUUACCACCACCCUUAGUCCCUCAACAACGACCUCAGGAGUGACCACCAAUUUGACUAUGUCAACCAAACCACCCGCUGACACUACAACAGUCUCAUCCACCACCGCUUCCACCGCCUUCAUCACCAUCCCAGUCCUGGUGUGUCCUGCUGUCCCGUGCCCACCUGACAGCAUUUGUAGUGAUGGCACUUGCCAGUGUCGCACUGGUACCGUCAUGGAGAAUGGCGUCUGUACGCCCGCUCAAGUGUUUGCAGGCGAGCUUCACCUCAUCGCCCUUACCUUUGAGCCAGAAAUGAACAACAGGUCCUCGAAAAUAUUCCAGGAAACAGCACUUAAUAUCUCAAAAGCGCUCUUUGAAGCUCUCAAAGACGUGCCUGGGUACCAAAGGUCUGAGGUUCUGCGACUUGAAGAAGGAAGCGUGAGAGCAACUGUAAACAACAUCUUUGAAAACACCAAUGCCACUGAAGACUCUAUCAAAGAGUCCAUUGAGAAAGCUAUAAAUGACUCAGCUGACUCAGGUGGACUAUUGGCUGGUGCUGCUUUUACAGGUGAAAACCUGUGUGAUCAGGCGCCAUUUCCUUGUGAAAUCUACUCUACAACUUGUGAAAAUAGAAACGGCCGGGCUAUUUGUUUCUGUAAAGACGGCUACAUCGCCAGCCUGUACUCAAACACCACCUGCAUCGGGUGUCCAAGUGGGCAGCAGCCAGAUGGAGACACAUGCAAACCGUGUAGUUUUGGAUAUGCUGGCUUCAACUGUAAUGAUUCGUCUCUGCUGGCAGUGGUGGUCAUCUCCUCUGUACUGGGAGGACUUCUCCUCAUCCUGGUCCUUGCUGUGCUCGGUUACUUCUGCUGGAGGAGAUUCUCAAAGAGAAAGCCAGACCUCAGCAGCAGCCCAUACUCCUCAAGUGAGUCCUGGCCCGCCGGCAUCGUCUCCAUCCCCCGUGCAACCACUUCAUGGAAUUCAGACCGUCCAGUGGAGAUGGUAGAAGGGGCCAACGCCAAUAUCGCGGGGAACAGAACGUAUCAAAACGGAGCGGGGUUCCAUCGGAAGCAGAGAGGAUGGAAAAAGACGGGGUCAUACGAACUCAACCCAGAUGGAAUGAGGACCUUCAAAGGUAAAAAUCCGUCCCGGUACUCCUACCUGGUUCAAGGCCACGAGAACCCCUACUUCUUACCAGGAGAUGACAGGAUAAACUGAAAAACACCAGGCCAGCUGGGGAUGAAAUCCAUGCAGGAAUGAGGAACAUGGGACAAGCUACAGAUUUGACAACACUGUGGGUCUACAGGCACAUUUCCUGAGCAGGACCGGGUUAUUUAAACAUGUUCGAGCUUGCAUGGAUUCAAUCACAAAGGAAAACAGCGACCAAAGACGUUCUUUCAUACGAGCAAAAACAUUUGAGCAGUUUGUUUAAAGUGAGGUUGAGUUCAUCAUGUCUGUUCUUUGCAAAGAGCUAAAUGGUGCUAAUUCCAACCAGUAGAUGUCACCAUCGCUCAGUACAAUUAUCCUACUGAUGUUUUAAGUACAUUUGACCUUUUUUUAAGCUUUAAAGAAAUCAUUGUAGUCUUUAAAAUGAAGCGUCUUACAUUGCUAAUUGCACUAAAAUGUGUGUUAAGUUUACCACCAGUUUUCCUCUCAAAUCAAAGGUAAAUUGAAUGUGGCUUUUUCAGGGGCUAUUAGAUAUUUUUCUCAUGAGUGUGAUUGUUAAAAAAAAAAAAAAAAAUCUUGUAUGACUAAAGGGGCUGGAUCCCUGGUUUGAGGUAUUUCAAAAGGGAUUAAUGUUGUAGCUGUGUACUCUCUGCACUUGCAGAACGUGCCUGUUGGACAGAAACAUGCAGAGCUGCUGAUGAAGCCUGCCUCCUGGAUGUGCCAAUUCCACUUCUAUACAUUUCUUUCAAAGCUCUUAUAUACAUAUAUUUAUCUUUAACCUCUGAGACAGUGCACUAUUUUCUAUGUGUGUAAACGUUUUGUAAAUAAUUAACUUUGGGCAGUGUGUGUGUGUGUGUGUGUGUGUGUGUGUGUGUGAGUGAGUGAGUGAGUGCAAUGGAAAUAAAUUAAUUU
Messenger RNA from Chelmon rostratus (copperband butterflyfish), 5543 nucleotides. RefSeq names its product mucin-2. The record is from RefSeq and is a predicted model, not a curated record. The transcript has 16 exons. Bases 87 to 4682 code for a protein of 1531 amino acids. Lineage: Eukaryota; Metazoa; Chordata; Actinopteri; Chaetodontiformes; Chaetodontidae. Gene Ontology annotation, biological process: cell-cell junction assembly.